Molecule: messenger RNA, 1562 nt
Organism: Rhizophagus irregularis DAOM 181602=DAOM 197198
Lineage: Eukaryota; Fungi; Glomeromycota; Glomeromycetes; Glomerales; Glomeraceae
Source: RefSeq, a predicted model, not a curated record
AUUACAAUGUGAUACAAUAUUUCCUUUUUUAGAAAAAGUGACUAACUCUAAUUAACAUUUUAUUGAUAUUCCUGGCUAAAUAAAUGGAAUACUUAAUAUAGUUAGUUUACAUUUCCGGUGAUUUUACUCCGUAUUUUAUUUUUACUUUGCCACACGCAGCAAUUCGCAGCAAUUCGCAGCAAUGUUAAAAUAAUUAUAUAAAGUCGAGGAGAGACUAGGGAGAGAUUUCGUUCUAACUACGAACAAAAUCAUUCAAUAAAUCAUUCAAUCAUUAAAAGAUGACUACAAUUGAUUCAUCAACAUCAAAUGAAUGGUGGAAUAUUAACAAACAUGUUAAAUAUCAUGCAAUCGAAACCACUUCAAAUUCUAAAAGGGUAGAAAUAUUUAAAAAAGAAAAUCUUUUAGACAAAUGCGAGUGGGUCGUAACAGAAAAAGUUCAUGGUAGUAAUUUCUCUUUUAUUACCAAUGGUAAAGAAAUCAAAUGUGCUAGUAGAUUAGGACUUUUAACAGAUUCAACUGAAUAUUAUGGAUUUCAAAAUGUUAAAGAAAGAUAUUAUAAAAAUAUUAUAAAAUUAUGGGAUAUAAUGUUAACAAAAAAUUUAAUUAAAUCAAAAUCAAAAUCAAAAUCAAAUAAUAAUGAUGAUGAUAAUUUAAAUGAUGAUGAUGAAAAAGUUAUUAUAAUAUUUGGUGAAUUAUUUGGUGGUAGAUAUUCUCAUCCUGAUGUAAAACCUAUAAAAAAUGCUAUAAUGUGUCAAUUUGGUAUAGAUUAUUGUCCACAAAAUGAUUUCUUGGCUUUUGAUAUUUAUGAUGGAAAAGAUUUUUUAAAUUAUGAUAUUAUGAUUGAUUUAUUUAAAGAAUCUGAAUUACCAUAUCUUAAACCUUUAUUUAGAGGUUCUUUUAAUGAUGCUUUUAAUUAUAAUCCUGAUUUUAUUACUACAAUUCCGGACUUAAUGGGAUUACCGCCAUUGCCAUUCCAAAAUAGAGCUGAAGGCGUAAUCAUAAAACCGGUAUUAACAAUUCGUGCGAAAGAUAAGGAUAGACGCGUAAUUUUAAAGAUUAAAACUACAGAUUUCGUAGAACGCGUUCGAACUAAAAAACGCGAAUAUAAAGAAGAAUCAAGAAAAAAAUCAAUUCAACCAAUGAAUGAAAUGUAUGAUGAAUUUUUAACAUUUAUUAAUGAAAAUAGAGUUUGUAGUGUAGUAUCAAAAUUUGGUCCUAUUAUAAAACAAAAUCAAGAAGAGAAUAUUGAAAAUAAAUUAAAUGAAAGGAUUAAUCAAGUUACUUUAUUAUUAUUUGAAGAUGCUUUAAUUGAUCUUUAUAAAGAUGAUGAAUUAAAAGAAAAAUUUGAAAAUUUACCAAUUUAUCAACAAGAAAUUAUUAAAGAAAAAAUUAAAGGGGUUGAAGCUUUAAAUGUUGUUAAAGAUUAUGUAGAAAAAAUUAAAAGUAUGAUUUCUUUAACUUCAGAUACUAUUUUAAAUGAUAAUAAUAAUAAUAAUAAUAAUAAUAAUAAGGAUUUAUUAGAUGAUAGUGAUGAUAAUAUUUUAGAUUCGAUUUUAACUUAA